Molecule: messenger RNA, 939 nt
Organism: Homalodisca vitripennis (glassy-winged sharpshooter)
Lineage: Eukaryota; Metazoa; Arthropoda; Insecta; Hemiptera; Cicadellidae
Exons: 3
Coding region: 41-787 (248 amino acids)
Source: RefSeq, a predicted model, not a curated record
CCCCGUGUCAUGGAACCCUAGGUACUGUACCGCAAGCAUCAUGGUACCCUCUGUGGUUCUCGUGCAGCUAGCUACUCUCGCCAGUGUGCUUGGCUUCCCUGUCAUAGACACCGUUCUCGGAGAUAUGAACGCCGCCGUCCUGGUCAGGGACAAGAGGGACCCCAGUCGUUCCCUGACCUUUAGCGGGUUCUUGCCGGGGAGUGGAAUGUCUGCCUUCGCCUCCAGCGCUGACUACAGCCCUUACCCUCGAUCUCGGCGGCCAUGGGGUCCCCAAGUCCAGGGGGGCGAGUACCCUGAGGAGCCGUCCCCAGUGGAGCAGCCGCCGGAGCGGGGACAGGCCCCCUGGCCGCAGCCGGAGGAGAAAGAGAAGGAUGACAAGGAGGAGGGAGAGGAGGAGCUGGAGGAAGAGGAGGCUCCUAUCACCCGACCACCCAGGAAGAACAAGAAGAAGUACUCACCUAAGGAGACGACCGAGGAUGAAGAGGAGGAUGACAAACCCAGCAGAGGAGGUGGAAACGCAGCAGCGUCUUUCAACGCCUGGUUUCCAAUCAUGUUGGGCAUGUUUCCGAGCAACGGGGGUUAUCCUUGGCAAGGGGAGGAGGGAGGUUACUCCCGGGGAGGUCAGGGGCAAGGGAGGUACCCCCCGGCCAGCCACACCACCGUCAUAGCCAACAGCGUGAGUCACGGCCGCAGUGGUGUAGCGUCCAGCCAUGCAGUGGCGUACGGAGGCGGGGGGUCAGGCACCCCCCAUAGCUCCCCUCACAAUUCCCCCCCUCACAGACGCUGAUCCCUCCACCCCACCAUACAUGUAAUCUUGUACAGACCCACCAACACGUUAUCAGAUAUAAAUAAGUGUAACAGAUGUUUAUAAGCAUAGUGUUUAAAGUUUAUAUACUAGACGUAUUAGUUAAGAUGAAAAUAAAAAGCGUUUUAAAGAUU